This is a messenger RNA of Lynx canadensis (Canada lynx), 2840 nucleotides long. RefSeq names its product potassium calcium-activated channel subfamily N member 2 (gene KCNN2). The record is from RefSeq and is a predicted model, not a curated record. The transcript has 8 exons. Gene Ontology annotation, cellular component: plasma membrane; neuronal cell body; dendritic spine. Gene Ontology annotation, molecular function: calmodulin binding; small conductance calcium-activated potassium channel activity. Lineage: Eukaryota; Metazoa; Chordata; Mammalia; Carnivora; Felidae. The coding region runs from base 45 to 2525 and encodes 826 amino acids. Gene Ontology annotation, biological process: potassium ion transmembrane transport.
GCCCGACCAAUCGGACUCUCCGCCUGGAUUCUACCGGAGCCGGCAUGGGCCCUUCCUCGCACCAGCAGCAGGAGUCCCCGCUCCCGACCAUAACGCAUUGCGCAGGGUGCACCACCGCCUGGUCUCCCUGCAGCUUUAACAGCCCUGACAUGGAAACCCCAUUGCAGUUCCAGCGCGGCUUCUUCUCAGAGCAGCCGCCGCCGCCGCGCUCCUCACACCUGCAUUGCCAGCAGCAGCAACAGAGCCAGGACAAGCCGUGCCCGCCCUUCGCGUCCCUCCCGCACCCUCAGCACCACCCGCACCUCGCGCACCAGCAGCCGGGCAGCGGCGGCAGCAGCCCAUGCCUCCGGUGCAACAGCUGCGCCUCCUCCGGUGCCCCGGCGGCGGGGGCGGGGGCGGGGGAUAACCUGUCCCUGCUGCUCCGCACCUCCUCGCCCGGCGGCGCCUUCCGGACCCGCACCUCCUCGCCGCUGUCGGGCUCGUCGUGCUGCUGCUGCUGCUCGUCGCGCCGGGGCAGCCAGCUCAAUGUGAGCGAGCUGACGCCGUCCAGCCAUGCCAGUGCGCUCCGGCAGCAGUACACGCAGCAGCCGGCAUCCGCCUCCCAGUACCACCAGUGCCACAGCCUGCAGCCCGCCGCCAGCCCCACGGGCAGCCUCGGCAGCCUGGGCUCCGGGCCCCCGCUCUCUCACCACCACCACCACCCGCACCCGGCGCACCACCAGCACCACCAGCCCCAGGCGCGCCGUGAGAGCAACCCCUUCACCGAAAUAGCCAUGAGCAGCUGCAGGUACAACGGGGGCGUCAUGCGGCCGCUCAGCAACUUGAGCGCGUCCCGCCGGAACCUGCACGAAAUGGACUCGGAGGCGCAGCCCUUACAGCCCCCCGCGCCCGUCGGAGGAGGUGGCUGCGCGUCCUCCCCGUCUGCAGCGGCCGCCGCCGCCGCCGCCGCUUCGUCCUCAGCCCCGGAGAUCGUGGUGUCUAAGCCGGAGCACAACAACUCCAAUAACCUGGCGCUCUACGGAGCCGGUGGCGGUGGCAGCGGCAGCGCUGGAGGCGGCGGUGGCGGCGGCGGCGGCGGCAGCGGGCAUGGCAGCAGCAGUGGCACCAAAUCCAGCAAAAAGAAGAACCAGAAUAUCGGCUACAAGCUGGGCCACCGGCGCGCCCUGUUCGAGAAGCGCAAGCGGCUCAGCGACUACGCGCUCAUCUUCGGCAUGUUCGGCAUCGUGGUCAUGGUCAUCGAGACCGAGCUGUCAUGGGGCGCCUACGACAAGGCGUCACUGUAUUCCUUAGCUCUGAAAUGCCUUAUCAGUCUCUCCACAAUCAUCCUGCUCGGGCUGAUCAUCGUGUACCACGCCAGGGAAAUACAGUUGUUCAUGGUGGACAAUGGAGCAGAUGACUGGAGAAUAGCCAUGACUUAUGAGCGUAUUUUCUUCAUCUGCUUGGAAAUACUGGUGUGUGCUAUUCAUCCCAUACCUGGGAAUUAUACGUUCACAUGGACGGCCCGGCUUGCCUUCUCCUAUGCCCCAUCCACAACCACCGCUGAUGUGGACAUUAUUUUAUCUAUACCAAUGUUCUUAAGACUCUAUCUGAUUGCCAGAGUCAUGCUUUUACAUAGCAAACUUUUCACUGAUGCCUCCUCUAGAAGCAUUGGAGCACUUAAUAAGAUAAACUUCAAUACACGUUUUGUUAUGAAGACUUUAAUGACUAUAUGUCCAGGAACUGUACUCUUGGUUUUUAGUAUCUCCUUAUGGAUAAUUGCCGCAUGGACUGUCCGAGCUUGUGAAAGGUACCAUGAUCAACAGGAUGUUACUAGCAACUUCCUCGGAGCGAUGUGGUUGAUAUCAAUAACUUUUCUCUCCAUUGGUUAUGGUGACAUGGUACCUAACACAUACUGUGGGAAAGGAGUCUGUUUGCUUACUGGAAUUAUGGGUGCUGGUUGCACAGCCCUGGUGGUAGCUGUCGUGGCAAGGAAGCUAGAACUUACCAAAGCAGAAAAACACGUGCACAACUUCAUGAUGGAUACUCAGCUGACUAAAAGGGUGAAAAACGCAGCUGCCAAUGUACUCAGGGAAACAUGGCUAAUUUACAAAAAUACAAAGCUAGUAAAAAAGAUAGAUCAUGCAAAAGUAAGAAAACAUCAACGAAAAUUCUUGCAAGCUAUUCAUCAAUUAAGAAGUGUAAAAAUGGAGCAGAGGAAACUGAAUGACCAAGCCAACACCUUGGUGGACCUAGCAAAGACCCAGAACAUCAUGUAUGACAUGAUUUCCGACCUAAAUGAGCGGAGCGAAGACUUUGAGAAGAGGAUUGUUACCGUGGAAACGAAACUGGAGACUUUGAUUGGCAGCAUCCACGCCCUUCCUGGGCUCAUCAGCCAGACCAUCAGACAGCAGCAGAGAGAUGUCCUGGAGGCUCAGAUGGAGAACUACGACAAGCAUGUCACCUACAACGCCGAGCGGUCCCGAUCCUCGUCCAGGAGACGGCGGUCCUCCUCCACAGCGCCACCAACUUCAUCAGAGAGUAGCUAGAAGAGAAUCAGUUAACCACAAACUAAGACUUUUUGCCAUCAUAUGGUCAAUAUUUUAGCUUUUAUUGUAAAGCCCCUAUGGUUCUAAUCAGCGUUAUCCGGGUUCUGAUGUCAGAAUCCUGGGAACCUGACACUAAGUUUUAGGCCAAAAUGAGUGAAAACUCUUUUUUCUUUUCCUUUCAGAUGCACAAGGAAUGCACCUAUUAUCGCUCUAUAGAUUGUUCCUCCUGUAAUUUCACUAACUUUUUAUUCAUGCACUUCAAACUUUACUACUACAUUAUAUGAUAUAUAAUAAAAAAAAAAGUUAAUUUCUGCA